AUGACGGAGAAAAGCGCAGCGCAUCCGGGUACAGGGCCCGAACAACACCAACCCAACAACGGGACAGCCGAAAAAUUGAGAAUCAGUAUAGCAAAUGGCGAACAUACUCGAGAAAAUACGAAUGUAAAGGAGGAACUGCUGGGCACACAGGGCCCCAAAUCUGAAAUGACUGCGGUGGGGGCUCACUCGAGUCCGAAGAAGCGCCGCAAGGUCAAUCAUGCAUGCGUUUACUGUCGGCGAUCGCAUAUGACUUGCGACUCGGAACGACCUUGUACACGAUGUAUAAAGCGGAACAUCGGCCACUUGUGCCAUGAUGAGCCUCGAGAGUCUUCCAAGCGGUCCCGGAGCGAGAAUGAGCAUUCGGCUGCGGAUGACGAAGCCUCUUCGAACAACGAGUAUCCAAACAUCCAAGGAAUGCCCAGAACGGUCGAUGUCCAGGAUGCUGCCGGUCAGCAAAUCCUCCCAGAUGCGACAAUGGGCCUAUCGGCUUCCUCUGUGCCCUCGGUGCAGCAGCCGGGCAAUAUGUCUUCUUCCGGUGAGACGCCACUACUUCCCUUCAAUGAAUGGAUUGGCGGGCAAAGCCAAUUUCAAGACAUGCACUCAUUUCAUCCGUCCUAUAUGUUCAAUGCGCCCGAGGUCACCAACGAGUACAACCUUCUUGGGGACUUCCUCAGUAAUAGUCUUCUUGACGAUGGAUCUGUUUUCCAGAAUGAUGAUCUGCAUGGGAUUUAUUCCGACCCGACGUUGAUAAACUCCAUGGCUACCCUAGGAGGAUCAAACACGUCUAUGCUCCAGCAAGCCCAACAGGCUCAGUCGCAACAAAAUCAACAGAAUCAGCAAACCCAGAGUGAACCUGCGCAGGGCCCUGCUGCUGCAGUGAGCAACGACAAGGCAAGAGAGACAUAUUACAUGACUGCAGCUGAUCCUUCAGGCUCAGAUCCACCAGAGGAGCGAAUGAACAAACUUCUGAAGGCCAAGUAUGACGCAGGACUCUUGAGACCAUUCAAUUAUGUUAAAGGCUAUGCAAGGUUGAACCAGUAUAUGGAAAGACACCUCCAGCAAGCUUCACGGCAGAAGAUCCUUCGACAGCUGGACAAGUUCCGGCCGAAAUUCCGGGAGAGAAUGCAAAGCUUGACUGACAUUGAGCUGAUAUUGGUGGAGAUGUGGUUUGAACGCAGUCUGAUGGAGUACGAUCGUGUUUUCGCUAGUAUGGCCAUUCCUGCUUGCUGCUGGAGACGGACGGGAGAGAUCUUUCGAGGGAACAAAGAAAUGGCAGAACUGAUCGGCGUUCCUAUCGAGUCAUUGCGCGAUGGUAAAUUGGCUAUCCAUGAAAUCAUUGUGGAGGACCAGCUUGUUAGCUACUGGGAGAAAUUCGGGGCGAUUGCGUUCGAUAGCACCCAGAAGGCAAUGCUCACAAGCUGCACCUUGAAAAAUCCCAAUUCGAACUCGUCUACUGACGGUAUUCCCUGCUGCUUCUCAUUCACCAUACGGCGAGACAACCACAAUAUACCAUCGCUCAUAAUCGGAAACUUCUUACCUUCGCAGCGGAAGGCGAAAUGA
Molecule: messenger RNA, 1560 nt
Organism: Aspergillus japonicus CBS 114.51
Lineage: Eukaryota; Fungi; Ascomycota; Eurotiomycetes; Eurotiales; Aspergillaceae
Gene: acuM
Product: gluconeogenesis transcription factor RDS2
Exons: 7
Coding region: 1-1560 (519 amino acids)
Biological process (GO): regulation of DNA-templated transcription
Cellular component (GO): nucleus
Molecular function (GO): zinc ion binding; DNA-binding transcription factor activity, RNA polymerase II-specific; RNA polymerase II transcription regulatory region sequence-specific DNA binding
Source: RefSeq, a predicted model, not a curated record